This is a messenger RNA of Pipra filicauda (Wire-tailed manakin), 1774 nucleotides long. It is a transcript of the gene AGR3, whose product is annotated as anterior gradient 3, protein disulphide isomerase family member. Gene Ontology annotation, molecular function: dystroglycan binding. Lineage: Eukaryota; Metazoa; Chordata; Aves; Passeriformes; Pipridae. The record is from RefSeq and is a predicted model, not a curated record. The transcript has 11 exons. The coding region runs from base 442 to 939 and encodes 165 amino acids. Gene Ontology annotation, cellular component: endoplasmic reticulum.
CAAAGUUCCAGCUAAAAAUUCUUUCCCUAGGUUUCGAUCUAAAAAACUCAUUCUUGGAGUCAGAAGGAUCUGGAAGACAUGUAUCCUGAGAAACCUGAGACAGCAGUGAGGUAGAGCUGGGAAAUCUUGCUGAGGUACACGACAUAGACCAAAUCUGUCAGGAGAAAGAAGACCAAGCUGAGAUGUGAUUUCUCUGAAGAAACGCGAGAGAGAGAGAGAGAGAAACAGCAUUUGGGGUAAUGCUGGCAGAAGAACACUUGAUCAGAAGUUGUUAAGUGUGAAUGCACUGUUGUUGUGACACAGAGACCUGGACAGCUCAGGUGUGCUUAAAUCACAGUGUGCUUAAAUCCCACUGAUUUUUAACUAACCAGUUCCAGGAAGAGGACCUUCAAUCAGGAGAAUUGAUCACUGCUGUUUCCUUGCUGCAUUGAAAGGGAAACAAUGCUCCAUUCAACAUUGGCCUUGUCCCUUCUGUUAAUUGCAGUCACUUCCAACCUUGCAAUGGCAAUUAAAAAGGAAAAACGAGCACCUCAGACACUGUCAAGAGGGUGGGGAGAUGAAAUUACCUGGGUACAAACUUAUGAAGAAGGGCUUUAUCAAGCAAAAAAAAGUAACAAGCCACUGAUGGUAAUUCAUCAUUUGGAAGACUGUCAAUACUGCCAAGCGUUGAAGAAAGCUUUUGCAGAAAAUGAAGAAAUACAGGAAAUGGCCCAAAAUAACUUUGUUAUGCUGAAUCUCAUGCAUGAAACCACAGAUAAAAACCUGUCACCUGAUGGACAAUACGUGCCUCGAAUCAUGUUUGUAGACCCAUCUCUCACAGUACGAGCUGAUAUCACAGGAAGAUACUCCAACCGGCUUUACACGUAUGAACCACAAGACAUACCAUUCUUAAUAGAGAACAUGAAGAAAGCACUACACCUCAUUCAGACUGAAUUGUAACCAGCAACAGUGAAAUUACCAUAACCUCUACGAGGUGAAGCUGCACCUCUGUCUCUACUAGAAUUUUGAACUCUUACCAAGCAGUUUGGUAUAUCAGAUUUCUUAAGAACAAUUUGGAGAACAAAUACAGAAAGACUAUCACAUCCAUUUGCAAAACAAGAAGAUAAAUAUAUUAAACACUUUGAAAUUAGUUAUCUGAAUAACUGAAAGUGAUGGUUUAAGGUGCGGCAACUUUGAGCUGUAUUUUAUCAAUCCAACUCUGACCCUAUUAAGUCAGCUAUGACUUCUGACCAGGAAUUAUAAACAAUCUUUUGGAUCUCUAUUUGCAAUUUAUUACAUAAGUGAAUAGCUGCAUGUUGGCUCUCCAUUUUAAUUUUUAUUGCAAGAAGCUUGUUAGUUGUUAGUUUACCUCUGCUUUAUACACUUAUUUCUUGUUAAAAGAAAAUAAACUUUGGUGUCAAAUCAUACAAGAAAGCUCUUCUGAUACAUUUUGGAAUAGCUUAUAGAGAAAAAAAACAGUGAUCUGGGCUUAGCUUUCCCCUGUGUAAUCCUUUAACUAUUGUUCUGAUAGCUGAAAACAGGACAGACAUUACAGACUGAGCAUGUGGUCUCAGUGAGGUGAUAACCAUCAAAGAGCAACUACAGGUUUUGCUAUGAUAAAGAUACAGUGAAGCAAGAGAGAUGGAAGGAAACAGUCCCACAACCCCACUCUUAAGUGAGGAUAAGUGAUGCUUGUAAAGUCUCAUAUAGGAAAAAUGAGGAGGCUUUUCCUAGCUCUUUUCAUUUAAACAGUGCACUUGAGUCAUGGGAAACUCAUCACAGGUCGUUCCCUCUU